AUGGAGCAGCCACGCUCCCAUCUACUGCACGCACAGGCCUUCGGCUCUCCCGAGUCUGUGCCCUCCUUUCGAUCGAGUUAUGAAUUGAUGACAAGCAGUACUAGGAAUUCAAAGUCACAGUUCGAGGUUGAGACGGGACCGGUGCCUAAUUUUGUUGCAACCGGAGUCAUAAGCCUCGAUCAAGCGCGGUUGUUCUUCAAUGCCUUCUUCCAGGGCUGCGACAGAUAUGUACCUAUAUUCGAUCCUCCCCACGACACGUUUGAGUCAAUCAGCAAUCGGAGUUCGCUGCUCUUCAAUGCAAUUCUCACAGUGGGCUGUGGCGUGAUGAGCGAUGCCGACUCUCAUUUAUGCAACUUGCUUCAAUUCCGCCUAAAGAAACUGCUGAAUCUUGUCAUCAUCAUCCCGGAGUAUGCCUCAUUAGAAACGGUGCAGGCUCUUCUAGUCACCGCUUGCUACGUAUCCGAGCGGUCGCUCUUGCUAGCAUUUGCUACCAGGAUGGGGCUAGAUCUCAAUCUGCAGACUGCAUACACCGAGCUUAUGUCAGAGCUUGUGACUAGGGAGAGUCAAGUGCAGGAUGUGGGAGUUUUUGCCUACAAGGAACGUGAGGCAGAGCUGAUGAGGAAGUCAAGAGCAUGGUUUGAGCUUCUUAUACUCGAACAAAUUCUGCAUGUUGAUGCUGGUAAUCUCCGUGGAUUUCGCUUCAAAGGGGAUGCACGCCGAUGCAGAGUCUUGCUUGACAAGCCUUUCUCAACAAUCUUGGAUCUCAGACUUUUGUCGCAAGUGGAACUCAACUCUUUACGCGCUCGUGUUCAUGACUCGAUCUCGAACGGGAAGUUCUUUGCUGACGACGAGAUAUUGGACAUAGUACGUGAUGCCCAGGUGGACCUUUCUAUCUGGUAUCAAGAUUGGCAUCAAAUCAUGACCAGAUCUCAAACGGCAGAGACUCCAGUGCUUCUCCUCAACCUCGAGGUUCAACGACUAUGGUCCGUUGCAAUGGUUUUGUGCAAUUCAGUCCGUGCAAUGGGCAAUGAUAAUAUUGCAUCCAUGUCACCGGCACAACAGGAUGUCCUUCUCAUGGCCAAGGAUGCCUUGAAAAAGCAUUUACGUAUUACUUUGGACCAGCCACAGUACUAUCUCUCGAAUUUUCGAUUUGCCAUGGAUUUCGUGUGGGCAAAGUGUGCAUUCUGUUUCCUCUUGCUGCUGAAGUUGACUCGACUUCUGCCCGAAGAUGACGAUGCGGCGAAGAGGAAACUCCUGCAAGAUGGUUAUGUGCUCCUGGGCGAGUUGAAUAAAGUCGGAGGUGGAUCAACGAGUGGCGGCAGAACCAACACCAGCAAGAUGUACCUCCAGGUCCUUCAACUCAGCAUUCAGAAAUAUGGCCGUGCUCUCCAAAAUGACCAAAGCCAGGAGGAAAAUGGAGUUGAUAUCUUCCAGGGACCACACUCACCUGUCAACUUUUUCUGGACGUCAGGCAACAAUCUCGGCCAAAGAGAACUCGAAUCUUUCGUCCCGGAACAAUUUGUCUUCGAAUGGGAUUUUCCGUUGCUAACGCUUUUUUCGUCUCCCAACGUCAACGAUGACAUCUUUGGUGACCUUCUGACGGGUUCAUUCGGCGGUAGCGACCCUUUGUUCUGUGGCAUGAUCGGCUAA
Messenger RNA from Exophiala aquamarina CBS 119918, 1650 nucleotides. RefSeq lists its product as uncharacterized. Lineage: Eukaryota; Fungi; Ascomycota; Eurotiomycetes; Chaetothyriales; Herpotrichiellaceae. The record is from RefSeq and is a predicted model, not a curated record. Gene Ontology annotation, cellular component: nucleus. Bases 1 to 1650 code for a protein of 549 amino acids. Gene Ontology annotation, molecular function: transcription cis-regulatory region binding; DNA-binding transcription factor activity, RNA polymerase II-specific. The transcript has a single exon. Gene Ontology annotation, biological process: regulation of DNA-templated transcription.